Messenger RNA from Owenia fusiformis, 1309 nucleotides. Lineage: Eukaryota; Metazoa; Annelida; Polychaeta; Sabellida; Oweniidae. The record is from the annotation of a GenBank genome assembly.
GUUUAAAGCAGCAAAGGGCAGUUUAGUGUUUACCUACCUGCACUUCAAUGUUAUCUCCCAAAGCGCUCCUUACCUCGCACAGAACGACAAAUAACGUAAGCAAGCCAAGAAUGCUUUCAACUCAGAUAUUCUCUUGAAUUCAAAGGAAGAUUCUUCAUGAUUUAAGGUCGAACAUGUAUUGCAAAUCAGUGAAUUAAAUUCGGACUAACAGUGUCAUUAUAGUGUGUACAGAGAUACUCCAAUUUAGGAUGUGAUAACCGUACAUAUAAAAUACGAGGGAUAAAUCUGUAAAAAAGAACCAAGUUAACGUGCUAGAAUGAUGACGUCACCGACAAGUACGGCUUCUCCGUCUGAACUUGGGUCUAGCCUUACGACGCAUAAAAUUUACAAGAGGAAAAAAUCGUCCCUGGGAGAAGCACGAAUCGCCGUUGUCGGCUCUGAAAGCGUGGGGAAAAGUGCAGUCACCGUGCGAUUUCUCACCAAGCGGUUUAUAGGCGAAUACGAAGCGUCAGUCGAAAAUAAAUAUCGACACAACUCACAGAUUGAUAGUGACUACGUCACCUUUGAGAUACUCGACACGUGUUGCAAGGGUCCGGAAGGUUGUGCGAAGGACGAUAUAAUCCGCUGGGCGGAUGGAUUCUUACUAAUCUACUCGAUCACCAGUCGGAAGUCUUUUGACUACGUUAAGGACUUAGGAUCAAAAAUCAUUGAUGCUAGAAAAUGUGGUUUUCCCCUGGUUUUAGUAGGGAAUAAGUCUGACAUGGGACAUGUGCGACAGGUGACAAGGGCAGACGGCCAAGAGCUUGGACGAGAACUAGACUGUCCCUUCAUAGAAGUAUCCGCUUCGGAAGACGCAGAAACAGUGUAUGAUGCAUUCAACACAGUAGGCAGAGACAUUCUAUCAUACAAACGAAAAUCAAGGACUAUUUUCGAUCGAGUUUUGGGCGGCCUGCCAAGCUUGAAAAAAUGAACCAAAAAUGGAGAUAUAGUAAUAUUACUUAAAAUGUGCAGUUAUGUUGGGAGUAUGAAUGAUAUUAUAAAAGAUGAAUAUAUGAGAAAAUAAAAAUAAGUGCAAUAGUAUUCUAUAACACAAGAUUUCUUUUGCAAGAAUAUGACCAUAAAAAGAAGUACAAUAGUACUAAAAAAGAAAGUGCAAUAGUACCACAGGAGAGCAAGAGUACAGUAUUAGAUGAAUGCGCAAUAGUACCAUACAAAAAGUGAAACAUGUGCAAAAGUGCAAUAGUACCAUAUUGUAGUGCAAUAGUACAUUAAAAAGAAAUGUAAUAGUACCAUAAUGUGAAUUUGAAUC